Molecule: messenger RNA, 3519 nt
Organism: Durusdinium trenchii
Lineage: Eukaryota; Dinophyceae; Suessiales; Symbiodiniaceae
Source: the annotation of a GenBank genome assembly
AUGGCACCAAAACAACACAAGGUGAGCAAGAUGCAUGAAGGGCCUCAAAUUGUGGAGCGUGGCCGGCUUGUUGAGUUGACCCGCCUAAGCACAUCAGAGAAGUCAGGGCACCGACCUCCCAACCCCAUGCGCAUUGCUGAGCUCGUUGCAGAGUUCCGCAACGGAAACUGGGGUAAGACACUCUUGUGUGGUGUGUCUGUGAUCUUGGAUAGCCCAGAUUUGCUUGAGGAUUCUAACGGGCAAUUCUUGCUUCAAGAUGGGAAGCAGACAGUCUUAGCAUUGCUUGAAUGCAAAGAUGCGUUUGAUAAGAACUUAGACGAAGCAAUGGAGUGGGAUGAGGAGUUGGUAAAUAUAUUCAAGUCGGGUCUGCCUGUGAAUGUGGUGAAGUAUGCUGCCGGAUACGAUAAUUUGCUCCACUUGGCGCACGAAACGCAGCGCCAUGAAGUGGAUCUCAAUCGCUUUGAACCGCAUAAGCCAAUCCAAAAGAUGGACUUGGUUGAAUCCUUCCGGGCCCGCACAGUGGGCGGGGAUUGGAGUGCCACACAGAAGAGAAUGGAGGAAGUGAUGGGCACCUCAGCCCGCAGCCGCAUAGCUCGCUGGGUGCGAGCCAGCAGGCACAUGCUUGGGGAAAUCAAAGAGGCCUUGAGACAGGAUGAGAACUCCAUGGCCACCGACAAAUUCAUUUUCGACAACGAAUUCUUUGUCUCUCCCAACGAUAAGAAGCUGAAACCUUCAUUUGCCUUGAGGGCUUUGUCUUUGCUUCGCCGGGCAAAAGAAGAUGGCUGCCCGUUCACCGCCGAGGCUUUCCAGUCUAACUGUUGCGCGCCUUUGAAGAUGGUUGAGAAUUGGCGCCGGCAACUGAACAAGGCCUUUGGCAGCAAGCCUGAUUCCCUGCCUGCGACGGAGCGCGUCCUUGACUACCUGUGUUCGCUUCGCUUGCUGCCUCAAAUCAAGAACCUUGCACGGGAGAACAUUCCUUUGCAUGGCACCAGCGCUCAGAAUCCUGGAGUCCAGGUUGCCCGCGAUCUAUGGUUGGAGCUAGAGAAGAUCAAAUCCGGCAAAGACCAAGGUGCCACAACAGAUGGAGGCGGAAAGGCACCUGAACCUGGCGCGGCGGUCCCAGACGGUGACGGAGAUGUGGCCCUCAUGAGCGUGGAGUCAGAAGUCUUGCAAGAAGACCCUGUGCUUUCGGAAAUAAACGCAGCUGUUGCCAAGAAUUGGGACCACGUUAGCUUUCACAGGCAUGAGAGAGAUCUCAUCUCUUGCGGGGCCAAGAAUGUUUUCCCGCAAUGGAAGAGCAUCUUCGUUUGCGAUUGCCCCACUUCCCGCACCAGCGUUGCCAUGCGGUACUUGAACCUUUUUGAUGAGUUCAUGAAAGCCGGCCGGCUAGAGAAAUGGGUGGUUUGCGUGCCUGUGCAGAAACGUUACAAUCUCUUGAGCAUGGUCCAGUCCAAGUUUGAAGAGUUGUGGCCCAGUGCCAAGAAGUUCACCAUCACCAUGACAGGCUCCAGCAGCCAGAGUGCGCGGAUGUCCACAAGGUUUUUGGCAGUUUGCAUCAACGACCCGCAGCACCAACCUGCAGUUCCCUAUACAGCUACCUUGCUCAGUAUCAAAUCCGCAGCAGAGGAGAAGUUGCGGUUGUCUUGCCUUAGCAAAUCCUGCCCGCACCGCACACCAAACGAGUUGCAGGCACUCUCGGACGGGUUGGCCUCGACCCCACCAUUGGUUCCCAGCAAUUUCUUGCCUGACGAUCAUGAGGUGGAGGAUGAUGUUCCAUUUGAAGAAGAAGAAGGUUCUGUGGGUCAGGACGCUCAGAGUGAGGGCCAGCGAGAUUUUGUCCAGGAGCUGUGGGCCCACAGCAGCCCUCGGCGCUAUUGGGCGAACCUCCUUGAUCUUCUUGGCGCUGCUGCUUCUCAAUGCUUGGUGGCUGCAACGACGUCAGCGCACCCUAAUCUGACGCUGGCAAGUCGAGAGAAAGGCCUGGCUCUCCAUUUGCUUGUGGAUCGGUGUACGGAGCACUCUUUGAAUCAUGGAAGGGAGCUGGCCCAUGAAGCUUGGAAAAAAGAGGAGUUGAGCAAAAUUGGCAACCGUCGAAAAUCUUUGCAGCCAACCGACAUCCCACUCUUCCAAGGGCCGGAUGUGACCUUUGAGGAGCAGGUCUUUGAGGUGACAGACGUCGCUGCAACGGAUGCCUAUGGCCAGCUUGAUGCCUGGCCUGCAAACUUGGAAGACUUGAUUCCAAAGCUUGUCCAGAAGCAGCUUGACAACUUCCCAAUUGCAUUUGGGGAGAACCGGGCAUUGAUUGCCGCCCGUCGCAUCCUCGAAGGCGAGGUAAUCGUUGAAUGCCCAAGCAUUUGGUUCUCAUCUUUGUCCAAGUUGACCACGUUUUUGAACAUGCCGGGCCACAAUGAGCUGGGGCAGACCAUUGUUGCGGUGCGUGGUGUCCGCGUGCACGGAGAGGUCACCACGCUGUAUGCGCUUCAGCUGUCCGCCAGCAAGUUUGUGACACAUUUUGCUGGGAAGCGGCGAUUCCCAAAUGCGGCGUGGACAUUUCAGUGCAAUGUUGGCCUUGACGGCUCCACGCUCCGACUGGUUUGCCGUACGCCGAACGGUGUUGGCAUCGCCCCAGGCCAGCCAUUCUUCGUUGAUGCUGGGCUUUCUUUCACAGAAAGCAAGGCCAAAGCAUUGAGCUCUUCUUCUCCAACCUCAACGAGCCCCUUCAAAGGAAUGCUUGAUCAUAUGUGGAAGCAGGCUUCUGAGGUAGAGGGGGCCACUCCAGACAAGGCAGGCGUGAAAAGGAAGAACCCAGAGACACCAGCCACCACACCAGAGGAUUCUGCAAAGCAAGUUCGAACAGAGGAUGGAAAAGUAGAUCCGAAGCCCUGCAAUCCAAGCCCGCCACCGAACCCAGAGAAGCCUGUCGGUGUUGAAGAAGCAGACAAGAAGCAGCCGGCAGAGAAGCAAUCCAAGCAUGACCUCGGGAAGCAAAUUGCAAAGCUCACCGUGCCGUUCCCUUUCGAAGUGUUCUGCAAAGAGCAGGAAAGCGGGCCUACCUUGCAUUUGGAGAGCGGGGACCUAGCCAACAAGAGGCUGCCCAAAGACACGCUUCUGAAGAUGUGGACGGCCGGCGAUUUUGCAUCAGUUCCUAAGGGCGGCGCCAUUCCAACCAACGCAGUGCUCUAUGACCUCCAAGCUUCGACAAAAGUAUACAGCAAUGACUUGUCCACCCCGCUCUCCUUGUCAGAGCUUGUGAAGAAGAAAGGAGGGACAUCGCUGUAUGGGUAUGAAGACUUUGCAGCCGGUGACAUUGGCAAAGUCAAGCCUAAGACUGACCGCCGCAUGUUCUUGAAGCCAACUGAGCUUGAAGUUUGCCAGGUGGUGGCAGCCGCCAAAAUGGCAAAGGCUGCUGCUUGGGCUUGGAAUAUGGUCGCGAAGGAUGGUAAGAUCUUUCCAAAAGGGCUGGUGCUUUUGACCUCGAAGCAAAUCACCCUCCCAGGGGCAGGUCACAUUCAGUUGUGA